AUGGCCUACCCGCCUCCUCCAGGCACCAGUUCUCUCCCACCUCGGCCUCCAGCAAACGCUGGCAACAACAACAACACCGGUCGAUCGGGCUUCAAACCCGCCUUUUCGACAACCUCAAAAGCCCCGGUGCAUACGUAUUCGAGCGGUCCAUCCUACAACGCUGGCGCAUCAGGAUAUCCUGGGGCCUCGACAGCGAGUCAAUAUGGCCAAUCUACAUAUUCAAGCCAUUCUGGCGCACCCCCCGCCGAAGUGAGUGGCGGGGGACGAGGAUAUGGAUAUCAAUCAGCACCACGGCAAGGCUACGGUCCUCAGAGCUAUUCCCACGGUCCGACAUCGUACUCGGCAGCACCCCAAAUCAGAAAUCCUUUCCCGAUGCCAGGCCACCAAGCCGCCGUCGUAUCCAACCCCAGCGACUAUGACCCCGAAAUGGCCGCGCAAAUAGCCCAGUGGCAGAGCACAUAUUCGAGCGAAGCAACCCCAGCCGUCGACAAGAAUGGCAAGCCAAUCACCCCCGACGUCCCGAAGCCAGAAGUUCCCGCAACGGCUAUACCAGGCCAGCCCGACAAGAAGAAGACGGUUGUCCGCCAAGGCGGCGGUAAAAAAUGGACCGACGAUAGCCUCCUCGAAUGGGACCCUGCCCAUCUCCGCCUAUUCGUGGGCAACCUCGCUGGCGAAACGACAGACGACUCCCUCCUCAAGGCCUUUGCGCCAUGGAAGUCCGUCCAGAAAGCCCGAGUAAUUCGCGACAAGCGGACGAACAAAUCCAAGGGCUACGGAUUCGUCAGCUUCAGCGAUGCAGAUGAUUUCUUCAACGCCGCCAAGACCAUGAACGGCCAGUACAUUCAGAGCCACCCCGUGAUUGUCAGGAAGGCCAAUACAGAAAUCAAGGCCACCAAUGUCAAGGAAAAAAGGAACGGGAAGAAUAACAGGAAUGGUAAUUGGAAGAAAUCAGGUAAUCAGCAGGGUGGCGCUGGUCAUGGUGGUGGAAGCGGCACCUACGGUGCGUAUGAGCCAGCAGCACUUGGGCCCGUUGCGCCCACGGGUGUGACGAAGCCUGGACAAAAGACCAAGAAUGGUCUGCGGCUGCUGGGAUAG
This is a messenger RNA of Metarhizium brunneum ARSEF 3297, 1095 nucleotides long. RefSeq names its product RNA-binding protein 42 (gene rbm42). Gene Ontology annotation, molecular function: mRNA binding. Lineage: Eukaryota; Fungi; Ascomycota; Sordariomycetes; Hypocreales; Clavicipitaceae. The record is from RefSeq and is a predicted model, not a curated record.